Molecule: messenger RNA, 977 nt
Organism: Ipomoea triloba (trilobed morning glory)
Lineage: Eukaryota; Viridiplantae; Streptophyta; Magnoliopsida; Solanales; Convolvulaceae
Product: zinc finger protein 5-like
Exons: 1
Coding region: 33-704 (223 amino acids)
Biological process (GO): trichome differentiation; cytokinin-activated signaling pathway; trichome morphogenesis
Cellular component (GO): nucleus
Molecular function (GO): transcription cis-regulatory region binding; DNA-binding transcription factor activity
Source: RefSeq, a predicted model, not a curated record
UUGUCGUUUCAAGCCAAAGAAAAACCAAAAACAUGUCUAAAGAUAUCUCCACUUCUCUUUCUUCUUCUCCAUGCAAGAACACCAACGGAGAUAAUGAAUCCCGGCCGCCGGCGAAGAAGCUCAAACUCUUCGGCUUCGACCUCGCCGGAGGCGAAACCAACACAAACGUGUCGUCCAAGGAAGACCACGACAGCGCCAACUCCUCCUCCUCUUCCACCACCGUCGUCUCCUCCGCCGCCUCCGGUGACAAACCCUCCGCCGCAUGCGGCGGCGCCGGCGAGAGGAAAUUUGAGUGCCAGUAUUGUUUUAAAGAGUUCGCGAACUCGCAGGCUUUGGGAGGGCACCAAAAUGCCCACAAAAAGGAGAGGAUGAGGAAGAAAAGGCUGCAAAUUCAGGCCAGAAAAGCCAGUCUUAGCUGCUAUUAUCUUCAACAACACCCAUUUCUGCAAAAGAAUAAUAAUUCUUCUCCUUCAUGGCUAUUUGACCCUUCUUCUGCAAAUUCCUCCGAUCAAUUGCCCCCUUUUGAAGGCUCUCAGAUCAGCUUCGGCUCCCAAGAACCCUUUCUCCCAGAUUCAUCAUCAGCCAUGUUCUUCACUCUUUCAACCAAUAACCCCAGAAAGAUUAGCAAGAAUCAUCAUUCAAAUAAAACCUGCAAAUCUUUAGAUCUUCAGCUAGGAUUGAGCUUGCUGCAUUCAACACACUAGCUAUAGAUAUAGAUAUGUGUGUAAGACUGUAAUCAUCUUUAAUUAGUUUCUUUUUUUUUCCAGGAAAUUUAUGUUUAAUUUAUUGUAUGUCUUUCCAGAUCUGAUCUUCUGUAUAUGCUUAAUAUGGAAAAAAAGGCUGUAAAUUUCCAUCUUGGGUUGUUGACAUAUUUGGCCAUAGAAAAUAUAGUCAGUAAAAAAGAAGUUUUUAUAAAUUAGGUAGUGAUCUGAAUAAAUUAUUUUCGAGAGAUAUAUUUUAAUUACUUUUUUUUUUAA